AUGUCGAACUCCUCAUCAUGUUCGUGGGAAUGUAUUUUGUCGAUUGUUGGUGUCGGAUUCGUAUGGGGUACAACGAAUCCGCUAUUGAGACUUGGGUCAAAAUCCGGAGCACAAACGAUCGAUAGCCCAGGUCUCCAUCCUUCUCCGAGCCUUUGGGGCCGUUUAUUAACUCCUGUAAUCGAACUUGCCACAUUACUCAUGAAUUGGAGGUUUUCGCUCCCGUUCAUUGUCAAUCAAAGUGCUUCUAUGAUGUUCAUAAUGCUCAUAUCUCGUUAUCCCGUAUCAGUAGUUGUUCCUUGUGUGAACGCGUUGCAGUUCGUGUUCACUGCUGUAGCCGGCCAUUUCAUCGGUGAACGGAUGCUCAAUCUUCGAAGCUGCAUUGGUGCUCUUACAGUAACCACUGUAGUGAAGGUACCUACUGUUUCACUCAAUAAUUUGAGGAGUAACUAUGGUGGACAAUUCCCACACGUGGGUAGAAAGGACAUUCGCUUGCGCUCGAUAAAGAUCAGUGAUAUUAGUGUGAUCGUUAUGCACAUCUCCACAGUUAGUGGUGGAUUACACCGCAGUCGUAUGUCGUAA
Molecule: messenger RNA, 579 nt
Organism: Necator americanus (New World hookworm)
Lineage: Eukaryota; Metazoa; Nematoda; Chromadorea; Rhabditida; Ancylostomatidae
Exons: 6
Coding region: 1-579 (192 amino acids)
Source: RefSeq, a predicted model, not a curated record